AUAGGCAUAAAAUUUUCCAUAUUCUCAGAAGAAGAAUCCGGUUGAAACGUACAGAAAAAGAAUCUAAAACGAACAAAGAAAAAUAGAAAUUCAAUUGUCAACUAAUGCAUUCUUGGUUGGUAGAUGAGGUGAGUCAGUGCAAACAUUGACGAGGGUUUUUGCAUCGGGUGGGUGGGUGGUGGUGCAUCGGCAUCGGCAUCGGCAUCGGCAUCGGCAUCAAUUAUGUGUCAAUAGUCAAGACAAUGGUGGUGCUUCUUCUGCUGUCACAGUGGUUUUUGUAAUUAAAUGCAUGAUUCACAACAAAAUAUCACAUUCCCCUUAAAUAUAUACGAUUAAGUGCAUCGAGUCAAAGAAAAGGAACUGAAUUUGUUGUUGUAUGAUUAAAUGGUAUGGUAAUAACUGGAUCUGGCAGCAGAAAUGGAGAGGGGGGGUAGGGUAGGAUAGGAGAUGCUGAUGCUGGCGCAAAGCAGGCUUCUCCGUGUCGGAGAUGGAGCAUCGUUGAUUGUUUUUGUUGCCCAGAAGGGAGUCUCUGUAGAGUGGAAUACAAGCAAGGAAAGAGAGAAAUAACAAAACCAGAGAAAGAAUUCAUUCGUAAACCCAAAGAAAUCUUUUGAUUACAUUGCACCGCACCGCACCGCACAGCCCAACCACCACCAGCUCCCCCAUCACCACCUAACCAAUCUCUUCUAGAGCCAGAUUCUCGCUUAUAGCUUCAGCUUCAUCCCAAGUUUACCUCACCAACACUACUACUCUCUUUCUCUACCUCUACAGUAGCCGAGGAGAGAGAGAGAGAGAGAGAAUGAAGCUUUCAGCGUUGCAGCAGAGCUACGCUAACCGGCGGAGCAACAGCUUGAGAGGAUCGCCGACGUUGGACGCGUCUCUGGACGGUGGAGUCAAAUCGCCGGCGGCCUUGUUCUGGCUAGUCCUCCACGGGCUCUGCUGCCUCAUUAGCCUAGUCCUUGGAUUCCGAUUUUCUCGCGUCGUGUUCUUCCUCGUCUUCUCCACCGCCAACACUGGUAACCUCUACUCUUCUUCCUCUUCCGAUGUCCUGACUAUUCACGCGACUUCGUCGAAUCUCCAACCGCCGGCGAAUAGGUCCGUCGUUCCGAAUAGCAGCCGGGUGGUGGUUGGGCGGCACGGGAUCUUAAUCCGGCCCUGGCCGCAUCCGGAUCCGGUGGAGGUCAUGAAGGCUCACCGCAUAAUCGAUAGUGUUCAGAGAGAGCAGAGGCUUCAGUACGGGAUCAAGAGCCCUAGAACUGUGAUUGCCAUCACUCCGACCUACGUAAGGACUUUCCAGACUCUUCAUCUGACUGGUGUAAUGCAUUCGUUGAUGAAUGUGCCUUACGAUCUCAUCUGGAUCGUUGUUGAAGCUGGCGGGGUCACUAAUGAGACCGCUUCGCUGCUCGCAAAGUCGGGGCUUCGAACCAUCCACGCUGGAUUUAGUCAGAAGAUGCCGAUUUCAUGGGAUAACAGGCACCGAUUGGAGAGUCAAAUGCGGCUUCGCGCUUUGAGAGUUGUGAGAGAUGAGAAGCUCGAUGGAAUUGUGAUGUUUGCGGAUGAUAGUAACAUGCAUAGUAUGGAGCUCUUUGACGAGAUCCAGCAAGUGAAAUGGAUUGGGGCAGUUUCAAUUGGGAUUCUUGCUCAUUCAGGUAAUCCUGAAGACGAAUUAACAGUAGUUCAGAAGGAGGGUGAGGAGAACUCGCCUAUGCCCGUUCAAGGUCCAGCCUGUAACUCAUCUGAUAAAUUGGUUGGAUGGCACACCUUUAAUUUGGCUUCAUAUGCCGGCAAAAGUGCAAAAUAUAUUGGUGACCAGGCAAUUGUGUUACCGAGGAAACUGGAGUGGGGUGGGUUUGUUUUGAACUCCAGGUUGCUCUGGAAGGAUGCUGAAGAUAAGCCAGAGUGGGUUAACGACCUUGACAAUGUUGCCGAUAGUGGAGGUGAUAUAGAAAGUCCAUUAUCUCUGCUGAAGGACUCUUCAAUGGUGGAGCCUCUUGGCAGUUGUGGGCGCAAGGUCUUGGUUUGGUGGCUUCGUGUUGAAGCUCGUGCAGAUAGUAAAUUUCCAGCCAGAUGGAUGCUUGAUCCCCCACUGGAGGUCACCGUUCCUGCAAAACGCACACCAUGGCCAGAUGCUCCUCCUGAAUUACCAUCCGAGCACUCGAGUGAGCAGACAGUGAUUAGCAUCGAGGAAAACAAAGAGAAGCAACAUCCUACAAAAACUCGAACACACAGAUCCAAACGGAGCUCCAGAAGUAAGAGAAAGCGCGAAGCAAGAGCAGAAGAUGCACAGGUCUUGGCUAGGCGUCGGCCUGGAGAAAAAUAAGAGCUUAUUGGCGAACCAGAUUCGAGAAGCAUACAGUUAAUCGUGUGGAAUACAUAGGAUCUUCAGGCCUGGCUCAUCAUCAUCAAAUUUGAAGAGAUCUGGAAGGGGGGGGGACAUCCCUACAUAAUUGAUAUGCACAUGAAAAAUGCACAUGCCCCCCUUAAAAUUAAUCUUUUAUCAGGGUGACAUUAAAUUUGGUCUCAUCAAAGAAAUGGUGUGCCAACUGAAUUCCCCGCAGCGCCUGCCACUUGCAGAUAAUUACUUGCCCAAUAUUAUGCUCAAUAGUUUGAUACAUAGUUUUCAGAAUAUAUAGGAGUUACAGAAUAUUUGUGGUGCUGAAUUUGAGCAAAUUAAUACUUGUAAUAAAAAGAUAUCAAUUCAAUUCAAGUGAGAAUUCUGCGUUCUAUAUA
Messenger RNA from Diospyros lotus (date-plum), 2730 nucleotides. Its product is annotated as beta-1,4-xylosyltransferase IRX14. Lineage: Eukaryota; Viridiplantae; Streptophyta; Magnoliopsida; Ericales; Ebenaceae. The transcript is spliced from 3 exons. Gene Ontology annotation, biological process: glucuronoxylan biosynthetic process; plant-type secondary cell wall biogenesis. The record is from RefSeq and is a predicted model, not a curated record. Gene Ontology annotation, cellular component: Golgi membrane. Gene Ontology annotation, molecular function: galactosylgalactosylxylosylprotein 3-beta-glucuronosyltransferase activity; xylosyltransferase activity. The coding region runs from base 800 to 2320 and encodes 506 amino acids.